Messenger RNA from Petromyzon marinus (sea lamprey), 7511 nucleotides. RefSeq lists its product as uncharacterized. NCBI's taxonomy places the organism in Eukaryota, Metazoa, Chordata, Hyperoartia, Petromyzontiformes, Petromyzontidae. Gene Ontology annotation, molecular function: nucleic acid binding; zinc ion binding. The record is from RefSeq and is a predicted model, not a curated record.
AGAGGGCCGCAGAAGCGCAUCUGAAAGCGCACGAUGCGGUGACCACCGUCUUUGUUCGACAGCUAGCCAAAAGCCGCGUAGCUGCGAGGAUGACCGGAGUUCGCCUGAUGGUUUAUGCUCCCAGACGAGCUCAUGGUAAAGGAGACGGAGACAAUACACAGGCAUGGAGAGAUGAGACAGAUGGUGAGGGAGAAACAAGGACAGAAUAUGAGGACACGAGGGACGCAGAGGACGCUGUGCGGGGACUGGAUGGGAGGUUGCUCUGUGGGUCUCGCGUGAGCGUGGAGAUGUCCAACGGCGUGGGCCGGCGCUCGCGCUUUGGCCGCCCACCGGCACGCCGCCCCUUUGACCCGACGGACCGCUGCUACCAGUGUGGCGAGCGCGGCCACUACGCCUACGACUGCCACCUGUACGGGCGGCGCAAGCGAGGCGGCAGGAGCCACUCGCGCUCCCGCUCGCACUCGCGCUCCCGUUCCCGCUCCCGCUCGCGAACUCGCUCGCGCUCCCACUCCCGAGGACGGCGCUACUCGCGCUCUCGCAGCCGGUCCCCGCGCAGGUCUCGCUCGCGCUCGUACGAGCGGAGACGAAGCAGGUCCGGCUCGGAGCGGAGGCGCUCGCGCUCGUACUCCCCCCGGCGCCGCUCGCGCUCUGCCUCCCCUCGCCGCUCGCGCUCGGGGUCCCUGCGGCGCCGCUCGCGCUCCCCGUCUCCCGCCCCACGCUCCAGCCGCUCCAUGUCCCACCGCAGUGCCAGUGGCCGCAAGGACCUGGACUGAUCUCGCUGGCAAUGAGGAGGAGGAAGAGACACGAUCACACAAAAGAUAACUACGAGCAGCCCUGCCCACUGCCCGACAGAACAGCCACUACUGCGCUCGCACGUACACACACACGCACGCGCCUCGUCACUACCGCAUGUAGCACCGCAACCAGUCCUUGCUCCUUUCAUUUCCCCAACUCCUCUUGCCGCAUUUGACCACCGCACAGCUGCAGAGGAUCCGUGAUAAGCCCUCGGUAACAGGACAGCCUCGCCUGGGUCUCUUAUAUCCCACUUUUUUUUUUCCACCGCACGACCGAACUGUGCCAGUGCCGUGCUCCUGGUUCUUUUUCCACUGCCAGGACCAGAGCUGCGCUGCUGACAGUCGCUUGUGUAACCUCCCGCAGGUGCGCCGACUUCUGCAACGUACAAUGAAAAUGGUCUCUUCUGUGUCCUCAACCCACCGAGCCAGAUUUCAUUGAGUUUCAUGCUUUGGUUUCCGGCUCUGUUUGGCAAACAGCCAGUGGAAAAGUACCCAUCAUCCAGGGGGCCAGUGGAGAAGAGAGGUAUCAGGAGAGAAGUCCUUAAUAGUCAUGUUUGACCAAUUCCCUUAUUCAUGGGCACGUAACGAUUCGGAGCAUGUUGGCGAUUUUGGUCGUGGCGAUAUAUAACGGGGCAGGGGGUGGGGCGGUCACGGUUCGGGUUCAAGGAUUGAUUUCUCACGGUCUUAUACCCUUUCGGUUGUUAUUGCCAGCCUUGUUCUGGCUUUUCCUGGUCCUCUGCUAGCUGAAAUCCACGUGGGCAAAUUGUAUAGAUUGUACAUAAUCGGUUCAGGGGCGUUCGUCCGAGCAUGAUAAUUAAUUUUUAUCCACGAUUCGUUACACGCCUACAUGUUAAGUUUUGUUUUAACGUGGCAGGAAGCUCCGUGCCCGGAGAGAGAUAAUUCUUUCUCCCGACUGCCCCAACAUGCGACCGUUUCAAUCCGCCGAUGAGAGAUUGCCAAACAUCCCCAGGGUGUGACGACGAACAUCUGGGGUCCAUCCCAUUGCUUGCAGGAGCUCCCCCUCCAUGCUGCGGAAUUCGAUUCCCCGUCAGAUAAUUGACCGCCCUGACCGAAGGUAAAACAAAAAUUAAAACAUACCCGUUCUGCCUCGCCUUCACAGGCGAAAACCGAAAUCAAGCUAUGAAAUGUACGGUUAGCAGAUCAACUAAUUGCUAUUUUAAUUUGCAUUGGGUUAAUGUUUUAAAUGGCGGAUAAUUUUGCGUACAGGGUGGGAGGCGCGGCGCUUGGCUGCACCAUUGGCCAGCACCGCGUCGGCCGACAUUCACCCAGCAGAACUCCGAAUCCUUCAUCGACAACAUCUCUCCAACACGACCUUUCACGCCUGUUUGUGGAUUUAUACAUAACUUGACAUUUCUUGUACGCAUGUUGAACUUCUUUUGCACCGUACGUGGCCAACUGUGCUAAUCGGAGGUGCGGGGGAAGGACAAACUAAACUCACGUGUGAGCACGCACACACCCAAUAUGAUUCUGGAAAAUAAUUAGACGUUUUUUGUUGGCGUGUGGGAGGGAUUGCGCCUAAAUAACAAUCCAGUCAUACUAUAGGCAAACGGAACACUUAGAAUUUGCUGUGCAGGCAGCACAUCGUCGGCCCAGUAUGUGGACGUCUCGCGCACGCAUGCUUGUGAUCGGCCAACCCCUUAUUCGCACAUCCAAUCAAAACCACGCCUAGUGUGGUUAUAUCGGUGUACGCUGUACAGCAUAUUACUUCCACGGGCUGUCAGAAAUGUCAUUCAAAGGAAGUUUGCGUGUGAAAAUAACAUGUAGUUGAUUUUAGAUACGAAUGUGGUUUUAUAUUAAAUCUUAUUUUGUCCUUUAGUUCCUGUGGCUUUUUUAUGGAGCUAUGGGGCCCACAUGCGCUCUACCACGGCGGAGAGGGCGGUGCGAGCAACAGCCAUUGCUGCUUUACUUUUAUUUUCUGUGCUCCCCACGUCUCUGUAACCCCCCCCCCUCCGCCUUCACCGACCUCCCCCACUGACCAGCGAAGCGCUUCACGGUGGGGGUGGAAAGCCCCUCAUCCAGCAGUGGAUUGACCAGGGCUGCGUGCGUGUACCACCUGCGCUGAGUUAACGCAACCUGCUUGGAGACGGGCACGAGCUACCAACAUCUGGGUGCGCGCAAAGCUCCUGUUCCUGUCGUGUAGCAAGUAACUCGACAGGUUAAAAUAAUUUGUGAGUACGCAAACAUGUGAAGUACUGUAUGGGUCCUCAAACUCUCCGCUUUAUCCAAGGCUUGUUUAUACUACAAUGUCGCUCUUCCUAACUUCACAGUUGAAGCGUUUGUGCAGCACAAAAAUUGCAUCAAUGCUGUAGAGGCCUAUUGCAUUUUUAUUAGGAAUUGCAACUUGACCCAUACCUAGCGGUGGUACGAGGACGCCGCUUUCUGCAAGCGAUAGAGCUGCUCUCUGGCUCUGCCGCGAACACGCACUCAGCAAAUCGCGUACCUUCACGAUUUCACUUUGUAAGUGAAUGGAGGGUGCUGUAAAUAGCGGGCUGUGAAAUCGUAAAAUUGAAAUGCGUUUCCCAGUCUCCCGCUUAAAUUUCCGUCCCGCCUUGUUAUCUUUUGACUCUGUACAGCAACCUCUAGGCCUGCUGUCCUCUCUCCUCGCUGACACCCCCCCCCCCCUCCCCGCCGCCGCCGCUCCGAUUCAUUCUUUACCUCUGCCCCUACUCAAAACAAGAUAAGGCCGCGGCGUCCGGGCUAAACGCCGUCGCAUCGACCGCCCCAAAACUCAAAACCGAGAGUGAGAGACGAGGUGCCGGGUUUGGACCGCGAGCGUUGGAGUCGCCAAGCCGCCGUUGCCUCCCGCCCUUUCCGCGGUGGAAAGCGUUUGCGGGCGCCCGGGCCAACAGUUGGUUCUUGCACUAAGAGACCUGGUGGCUCGAAUGCAAUCGUGCAACACGUGAAAGAGCAACGCGAUCGCAAUGUAACCCUGUAAAUGAAAUUUCAAUGCGGCGUUGCUCUUUUUUUUUUUACACGUGCAAAUUGUAAUCGACCACUUCCCCCGUGUCUGUGCGCGACCGAGCGGGACAAAUGAGACACGGGUGCCCCUCCCCCCCCCACCUAUGGCGGACAAAGCAUUGCAGAGCCUGAUAAAACUGAAAUUCCACCAGGCACGAACUCUGAACCGAUCAGGAAGGGGUUCAAGUGGAAAAAGAAUGCAAUAAAGCGUUGAGAACUGCCGUACUUUUUUUUGCGCGUGUAAAACAUCGAGACGCGCGAGUUGUCCCCGUCGUGAAAUAUGAAAGCUAAGAAAGGGCUUGUUUGUUAGGAAUCGGCAAGUAUAUCCCCCCCGCCGGCCUCCCUACCUGUGCCCCUAGGCAAACGUUCUGAGGCCCCUCAGCAUUUGUGGCUGGGUUCGACUCGCGCACGUGUGUGAACCGUGCAAUGCUUCCCUCCGCUUGGUGUGGUACAAUGCAAGGCUGUCUCCAGGGUUCGAUUGUCAUCGAGAACCGUAACUGCCACGUUGAUUUUUUUUGUUAUUUCGGUUUUUUUUCGCUUUACCAGGCUAUGCGCGGGUUUUGUAUAAAAUGCCUAACGUUAUGGAGCCAGUGGGUGCCACAGGUGCAAUGUUGGUAUUGCAAAGAUUAAAGUGAAGGAAUUUCAUCGUUAACCUUGCCACGAGGACGAUAUGGGGAGCGUCAAAAGUCACUGCGUCCCCAAAUUCAAAUACGUUUUGGGUGGCAGUCUAUUGGUGGCCCUGAGACAGUGAUGGAAAUUCCACAUUCCUGUGGCGAGCAUUGGCCUUUCUGUAAGACGAACGUUUGACAUUAAGUGGUACUAAUUUUACAGACCCCAGGGAGGCAUGAUGGGCUCGGGUGAUCCCUGACCUAGAUUUGAACUCUUAGCCAGAGGCGCCAUCAAAUCGGGGGCGAGGAUGGCGGUAAUUUCUGGCAAAGCACGUAUGGUACACACCUGAAAUUCGGCCAUACAUUUUCAAAUACCUGGGGUUUAUUUAAAGUUGUGUGUCAUGGGAUAAAAGCAUAAUCUAUAGCUUCUUCCAGCAUCGUGAACAGCCAUAGAUGUGUGCUUUGUGGUGCGAUUGUCUCCUGAGUCCGUCGACUGUCGUUUGUUCGGUCAUCUUGGGUGAAACCGAGUUUUUGCUGACAGCUUUUGAGUGUUUGUACUGUGACGUGAGCGGCUGAUGCGGUUUACUUACGAUGAUUUGUUUUAUGCUUCGUUUUGUUUACCCUCAAUUUAAUUUAUAUUUUUUAAAGUCGAUAAUAUGUUCAAAUCCCCCAAAACGUUGGCACGGAUUUGAACGAUUAAUUACCCCCCCGCCCCCCUCCCCCCCGUUUGCGUUACUUUGAUAAAAAAAAAUAAAACCAUUGUAAGAAGAUAACCGAGGCAGAAAUUUCCCCCGUUGGGACCCGCUGAAGUCCAAUCCGUUCGGUUUCGGUUAUCCAGCCCGGGUGUUUUUUUUGUGCCACCCAGCUUCAGCCUGAUCAGACAUGAUGCCUUUUUAUCUUGGUCAGCUGCUGGUUUGUUGAGUGAGGUGAAUAAAAAUGUUAUGUUUGAGCCAGUCAAAGCAGCGUUGAUAUCCCAAUCUUUUGAUAGCACAGCGCUUGUCCUCGUUUCCACAGAAAAGAUUCGCUCGGGUUUGGAUCGAUCGUUAAGGCGUUACGUGCCGAUUUCACGCUGCCGUUAAUUGUGUUUUGCCUCGUGUCAGCGUUUGCAUCCAGAUUGUUCACCCUCGUGCAUGGAUCGUAAAAAUUAUAACGUAAAACCGCUGCCCUGUACGGUGUUGACUAGAGGUCACUCGAAUACCGAAGGGGUCUCAGGUAGCUCUGUGAUGUCUGCUUCUGCGGGCCGUUAACUCACACGGUGGUUUGCGCUGCUCUCUGAGGCUUCCGAACAGACACCGCCUCAUGAUAUGUAUAUGAGAGCGCGAUUCGUCAUACAUUGGAGGUGGGAAAUAACAAAGAUGUGAAAACCCAAGCUAAUUUGUUUUGGGUGUAAUAUGAAUUUGUCAGGAUUGCCCCCCCCCCACCCCCUUCCGUCAGAUCUGUUGAAAAUAUUUAAUCAUUCACAAACAAUCUGGUCAUGUUCUCUGCAGUGGACUCCAUCGGCCACCUUCGAAUACCAACAAGCGCUGCUUCACCCAGAGCUUCUGCCGUGGUAGCCGCCUUGGCCACCACUAGGCGGCAAACACGGAGUAAGAUGAUGUCCUUCAGAGGGAACUUGCACCAAAAAUAUUUGAGGCGUGUGCGCAGUACGUCGACAACCGUGACGUUGCGUUCAAUCGCCGUCAGUUUUCUGUGGCAUCGCUGAGACGAUAACGUCGGCAAGUCGUAGCGGUCGACGGCAGUGGACGCGGUGCACGAGAGGGUUAAUCUGGAUGUUGACUCGGCAGUUACCCUGGACGAGGGGGAUGAACAAUGUGUGUGGAGGGUUUUUUGUUCGUCUUCUGUGUUGAUUUGCAUCACUCCCGUCAUUGUGUGGUAUACGUGUGGCGGUGUGAUCUUUUUUUUACUAUUGAGUCGAUGUUAUGAUAUUCGUGCUGACGACGAUGACACCCCGUGCGUUAAUAACCCGGCAGGUUACCGUGAAUUUGACACGAAAACCCCUCGCGGCCUCUCGUUCCCCCGCACCUCGAGUGGACAACAACGAAAACGCCACCGCGUGAAUUUUUUGUGAGCGAGCUGUUGACCAUCUCUCCCCAUUGCGUUUUCCGGUCCCGACUUUCCACUGCGCCUGCCUGGCAGCUGCCUUGGCGAGGUGUUAACGACCUCGCCUGGAAUGCAGGAGGUCGUGGGCUCGAUGCCGACCCUGAGGCCUGCUGCUGUAUAUUUGGAGUGUUCGUGUCGAUUUUUCUCCGGGUCUUCCGGGUUUUCCCUCCACAUUUCACAUCAACAUCACGUGUUUUACAGUAUUUGGCUGCUAUAAAUGUCCACAUGAUAAGCCACCCUGUUGAGCUAUCUUUUGUGGCUGGGUCGCUUCUGAAAGAUAUCUAUAUAGCUCAUUGGGCCUUACCUGGUAAAAUACAACAAAUGUAAUCGAAAUCCAUCGUUGAGAGUCUCAUGUAUGUUGAACUCUUUUCUUACCGGACGCAGUCGAUCAGUUCCAUUCAGCCCAUGGCUGUUUUUUAGGUUCAGUGGGUAAAAUAAGUUGAAGCUUAUUCAUUUAAUCAUUUGGGUACUGAAUUCAGAAGCGCGCAAUCUUAAGGAGUACAUUUUGCCUUGCAAAUUCAAAUUAGUGUGAAGCUCCCGGCAAAUGGGGCGAAACGUCAGACAUCGUGCUGAACAACACGCGGUACACCCUAAAAACGCAUCGGAGGUCUGAAAAUUACUUUUGAAUUUUACAUUGUCACAAAAACCUUCCGACUAUUGUACGCAUGGUGCUGAAUGUACAUUCAAGAUUUGAAAAAAAAAUAACGCUUCCAAGAAUACACCGCAGCCGUUCUUUAUACACCCUGGCGAACGCCGCGCAGUCCCCUUGCUGUUCAGCAGCUGUAGAUUGGGCGGGUAACGGGGAGUCGAAUCGAUCCGUUCCUCGCCGACACCGACCUUGACGGGAGACCGCGCGGGGACUGUGUCCUGGCAACGAUUGCGAGCCCUCGUUUUUUUUUCUGGCUCGAUUUUCUUUUUUUUUGUUAUAUUUCGUUUUUUGUUGCGUUUAUUGGUUUCGAAGAUGUGAACGAGCCGAGGCUUUAUUCUGUUUUUGAACAGCCAGAGCCUCGAAUAAAGCCGAGUGAUUUCA